This is a messenger RNA of Klebsormidium nitens, 1957 nucleotides long. NCBI's taxonomy places the organism in Eukaryota, Viridiplantae, Streptophyta, Klebsormidiophyceae, Klebsormidiales, Klebsormidiaceae. The record is from the annotation of a GenBank genome assembly.
CAAAACUCAGGCAGCCGCAGUGGACAUUGCGCUUCUCAGAGUCCCACUGCCAGCCCACACUUUAUAUACACUGCAAAGCUCGCACUGGUUGCAUAAGCAUGAAAGGGCUGAAGGACGCUUGAAUUCAGGGUAGAUUUGUAGACGACUUUGUUGCCCAGAUUGAAAGGUAAAUGUGGGAUUCAGGCGCCAAGCUUGUCCAGAGUGGCUGUCAACCGACGAGCAUCUGGGUGCGGGCCGCAAAAGAAGUUGCAGUGCCUUGAUAUUAGCAGAAGUGAUAGCUCGCCGGUGUCAUGGAGUGUGUGUGAAACGCGAAUCUGGCGAUUUGAGCUCCGGUUAAUGAGGGCGUUUUCAAGGGUUGCCCUUCGUCCAGCUCUUCACGCUCUUCAAUCCACCAUUGGUGCCCAGCACAUUGGCAGAAACCCUCUCAACCCGAGCAGGUUCAAGUUUCCAAACCUCUCCCAGUCCCUCUGGAGCAACCACAAGCGCUGCCUUCACAUUGCAACUAGAAUGAGCGGACGCGAGACGAACAUGGAGGACGAAGUUCCCGCUGCCGACAAGGCCGAGAGUUUCAUAAUGAAGAGCAAACAAUCGGAGGUAGGGGUGAAGAUAGCGAUCGCUCCCGUAGAUAGUGACGGCGCAGUUGCCACCGCACCCGUGCUUGGCCCCGGAAUUCUGCAUGGCGCAAUUUCGGGAGGAGUGCACAAUGAGCGGCGGAAGAUCACGCACAUUCUGUUUGACAUGGACGGGCUGCUGCUCGACACGGAGCGCUUCUACACCAUUGUGCAAGUCGAGAUUCUGAAGCGGUUCGGCAAGACCUUUGACUGGGCGCUCAAGUCAAAGAUGAUUGGCAAGCCCGCGCUCGAUGCCGCAAAGAUCUUCAUUGAUGAAACGGGCCUGCAAGACGAGCUGGCGCCAGAGGGGUUUCUGGAGGAAAGGGAGGAGAUGCUGGCCAAGUUGUUCCCGGACGCUAACCUGCUGCCAGGUGUCGACAGGAUGGUUCGCCACUUGGCGGCCAAGCGGGUGCCCAUGGCUGUGGCAACCAGCUCCCACCGUCGCCACUACGAGUUGAAGACCACCCGGCACAAAGACUUCUUCAAGCUCUUCCACCACGUCAUCACUGGGGACGACCCGGCAGUAAAGAAGGGCAAGCCCGCUCCCGACAUCUUCGAAGCGGCCGCCUCUAGAUUCGACCCCCCUGCCCCGGCACCCGAGUACGUCCUUGUCUUCGAAGACGCACCUAGCGGAGUGAGGGCAGCACGAGCCGCGGAAAUGUCGGUCGUCAUGGUUCCGGACGAGAACCUGGACGCCAGCCUGCACCACGGCGCGCACCAGGUGUUGAAGUCGUUGGACGAGUUCCAGCCGCACGAGUGGGGCCUGCCACCGUACGAUGAAGAGGACGGACACGUGUACGAAUCGGAAACCUCAAUUCCUUAGCGCAUAAAAAUGGAGACCGGUAACUUAGACUGGUGCUUGGGCUGGCCAAGACUCCAGCACCUUUGAUCAGAUAGGCAGCAAGGACUUCCACUAGAGACUCCAAGGCUCGCUCAACCAAAGGUCCUCCGUUGUUGCUUUAUGAGAUAGCUACCUAGAAGAGACGAUAUGUAUCAAACAAAGAGUCCUUUCAGAAGAGGACAUAUGGCGAUUAGGCAGGAUAUUAUCUGAGGGAUUCUGCAGGGUUCUGAGUGCGACGUACGGGGGGAUGUAGAUUCUCUAGGGGCGGGAUGGCAGCCUCACAAGCGUCCGAUCAAAACUUGAGUCGGCAAUCCUUGACCCAGCAUCGCCCUUAUCAGGAUGGUCUAGAUUGUGUAGAGUCAUGACCAGGCACUUUCAAGUUUCAGUAAACGCUUCUGCACACACGUUCAGAAGUUGUUGCAACAGAUCGUACUAAGUUAGGCACACACACGCCGCGCGCCAGAGCCUUUUAUUGUAUUUAAAUCCCAGCUUGGUGAAAUCUCGC